Molecule: messenger RNA, 1500 nt
Organism: Cyprinodon variegatus (sheepshead minnow)
Lineage: Eukaryota; Metazoa; Chordata; Actinopteri; Cyprinodontiformes; Cyprinodontidae
Gene: tcap
Product: titin-cap
Exons: 2
Coding region: 110-649 (179 amino acids)
Biological process (GO): skeletal muscle contraction; sarcomerogenesis; skeletal muscle thin filament assembly
Cellular component (GO): Z disc
Molecular function (GO): titin binding; titin Z domain binding; protein-macromolecule adaptor activity
Source: RefSeq, a predicted model, not a curated record
GAGCCCAGGCAGAUAAAUCCUGACGGACAAAGAGGCCUGAAGAUACAUUCAGCUGAGACAUCCCAGAUUUAAAGGCUAAAUCGUCUUAAAUCUCCUUACAGCAGAGAAGAUGCCUUUCUGCAGUGUGUUGGAAAAAAGGAACGGAGUGGUGACGGGCGGUGAGCUGACCUGCAGUGUCCGUGAGGAAAACAAGGCAAAGAGGGAGAGCUAUACCGCCGACUGGCACAGUGUCACACUCAAGACUCAACCUAUGGACAGUCAGACCAUGAACAUGACAGACGACUCCCACAGAGAGACAUUGUACCGGCAGUGGCACUGCCGCUCUCUGACUCAGGCCUGCCCUUCUGGAGUUUUCAGGGUAGGCACCAUAGAAAGAGGGGUGAGGGAGCACCAACUGCCGCCGAAGAGAAAUACUCUGCCCCUGCCCAUCUUUACCCCUGCAGAGCUGGGUGUCAGGCUUGGACGUGGGGCCCCACACACGGAGCAGGACCUGCAGCCCUUCCCAACACCAGAUGGAGUCUGCCCCAGCAAAAGAAGCGUGGACGAGAUCACGAGGGACCUCCCACCAGUCAAACCAACUCUCAUGGAGUUUGCCAAAGCACCCAAAGCACUGGGUCGCUCCAUGUCCCAGGAAGCACAAAGAGGCUGAGAGAAGACAGGCAAAUGCAGAAGAGGGGGUGCUAGGGAGAGAUAGAUGGGAGGACCGAUGCACAACAGAUUUCAGAAAGCAGAUUAUGUUACAAAGGAUUAUACCAAGAUGUAUAUAAGAACUAGUGACAUCUAGAAAGUAGCAUAGUACUAGUGGUUCACUUGUGUUACAUGUAUUCAUGUUGAAGGUAUUUGCAUUGUGUUGCAUUGUGAUAGAGAGGGAGGUGUUGUCAGCUGCAGCACUGGCUUAACAUUGCCUCUGCUGACCAGGUGUUACACCCUAAAUGCUGAUAUUCAGUGUGAUGUUUGCACUAUGCACUUUUGUUUUUAAAAGUGCAAGUUUAAUAAUCAUAAAAGGAUUAAGCCUGUUGUAACUGAUAAAAGACAGAAAUUGAUCAGUGGAGUAAAUGUUCAUGUAUGAAGGAGCGAUGACUGAUGGAAAGAGGCAGGUUAGAGGUGUGACGAGGGGACAUGUCAUGGAGACUUGGUUGCCCUCCAGGAAUCCAGAAGUUUCUGCCAACCUUUGAUCUUAGCAGAGAGGAGAGAAUGUCCUGGCAUGGUGGUUAAUGCUGAUGUACAUACAACAAUGUUAAUCUGUGUUUGAACUCAUUCAAUCCUAAUAAGCUGCAAAAAUAAAUCCAAACACUUUUUAUCAUUUGAUGUGCCUUCUUAGUUGAGUUUCAUCCCAUGUGUAUUUUUGAUAGAUGAACAGCCGUAGUUUGCACCGAGUAAGUUUGUACAUGGGAAUGAAAAUUGUAUUUGUGUAAUGUUUUAUUUUUUCUUAGAGAUUUCUUAUUUUUAAUAUCAAAAGUGUUGAUGUUUGUUACUUUUGUGUACGCACAGAAACAAAUA